Parastagonospora nodorum SN15 is the source of this 1149-nucleotide messenger RNA. RefSeq lists its product as hypothetical. The record is from RefSeq and is a predicted model, not a curated record. The transcript is spliced from 2 exons. Lineage: Eukaryota; Fungi; Ascomycota; Dothideomycetes; Pleosporales; Phaeosphaeriaceae. Bases 1 to 1149 code for a protein of 382 amino acids.
AUGGGCGCUGGCAUUUCAAGUCUUAGCAAGAUAUGUCUAGUCGAACCAUAUGGCAAGCGCAUGAUAGAAGACAAGUCUUGGGAUGUUAAGGAAGAGCUAGCUCUAGAUGUCGAUUACACUUUCGUUGGACUGGGCAUUGAGAACAACGAGGUUGAUGUAGCAGGCAACUGCGGCAACAUGAGUGCUGCCAUCGGACCUUAUGCGUACAAUGCCGGCUUACUUCCACCGCAAGUGUAUGAUCAGGGAGACGGAAACGUCACCGUCAAAUUCAGAAAUACGAACACGGAAAAGAUAAUUGACUCGACGUUCGAGGUUGUAAAUGGCCAGGCCGCAGUUGCGGGAGACUAUAUUAUCGACGGCGUGACCGGUCCCGGAUCACAGAUCAAACUCGACUUCAAACACCCUUAUGGCAGCAAGACGGGCAAGGUGCUUCCGACUGGUAACAAAGUCGACACCGUUGCGGGCUACGAGGUAUCGUGUGUCGACGGCGCCAAUCCCGCGAUCUUCAUCCGCGCAGAAGAUAUCGGUGUCGACGGCACCAUCCUGCCCAACGACUUCAAUAAGCUACCAGAGAAGCUUGACCAACUAGACUGCAUCCGCAGAGCAGCCGCAGUAGCCAUGGGAAUCACCGCAACCGAAGAUGCAACGCCGCGCACAGUGCCCAAAAUUGGCCUCGUUUCCAGGUCUUCGAGACAUGUAGUACUCUCGGGUCAAACGCUAGAGUCUUCCCAGACAGAUCUCGUCGUCCGCUUCAUCUCUGACGGACAGCCACAUCGUGCGAUCCCACUCACUGCAGCGUUGACCACAGCCGUAGCUGCUCGCAUUCCUGGCACUAUAGUCGAACAAAUUCUGGCGACAGCACCUGUCAUGCAAGACGCAAUUACGAUCGGCCAUGCCAGUGGACGCAUACAAGUGAAUGCAACCAUGGACAAGAACGACAGCUUAAUCCCAACAAAAGCAACAGUCUAUCGGACUGCAAAGAGACUGUUCGAGGGCCACACGUUCUGGACGGAUCGCGGAGAAUACAAUCAUGAAGAUGGAAUGAGCUACGGCGUGGGUGGAAAGCACUCUCUUGGCAUGGCAUUUGUACUUGAGAGUCGAGGACAGAGCAGUGAGCAUUUGUUUGCUGAUCAGAUCAAAAAAUUCUGA